CUUCGACACUGUUUUACGAAGAUUUGUGAGACAAGGCUCUCCCACCAGAGCACACCGAACAAGGUCUAAGAUUCCACUUUCUUUAUCUUAACCACGUUCCGCGAUAAAGUAUUUUUAUGGGUCCCGCCAUGCGAAGUACAUUUCUGCUCCUGGUCCCCACACUGCUCUUUCUCCUGGCCCUUCCCGUCUCCAGGGGACGCUAUAAUGAUGAAUUUGAUGAUGGGGAAGACCUAGUAGACUUUGAUGACAAUGAUUUUGCAGAGUUUGAGGACAUGAAUGACGACCCUGUAGCUGAGACACAAACUGUACCUCCACCAAGGGUUUUGCCUUCCUCUCAGCCAGAGGAAGACGAUGAAGCUACUGUGGAGCUGGAGGAUGGCCAGGAUGGUUUUGAAGACUCAGACACACAGGAUCAAGACAUGUACAGUAAAUAUGACCAAGAGGAGUUUGAAGGUAUUGGAGACAUGGAGAAAACUAGUCAUUCCUUGAAGGACCCUCUCAUAAUCCAUACAGUUCCAGCACAUCUUCAAAACAGCUGGGAGAGUUACUACAUGGAGAUCCUGAUGGUGACUGGAUUACUAGCGUACAUCAUGAACUAUAUCAUUGGCAAGAACAAGAACAGCCGCCUUGCACAAGCUUGGUUCAACUCUCACAGAGAACUUCUUGAAAGCAACUUUGCACUAGUGGGUGAUGACGGCACCAGUAAGGAAGCAGUGAGCACCGGAAAGCUGAAUCAGGAAAAUGAGCACAUUUACAAUUUGUGGUGCUCUGGACGUGUGUGCUGUGAAGGCAUGCUGAUCCAACUCAAGUUCCUCAAGAGGCAAGACCUUCUCAAUGUUCUGGCCAGGAUGAUGAGGCCCAUCUGUGAUCAAGUGCAAAUUAAAGUGACCCUUAAUGAUGAGGACAUGGACACGUUUGUGUUUGCUGUGGGUACAAAGAAGGCGAUGGCCCGGCUUCAGAAGGAGAUGCAGGACUUGAGUGAGUUCUGCGGUGACAAGCCGAAGUCUGGAGCCAAAUACAGCCUCCCAGACUCGCUGGCUAUUCUGAGUGAGAUGGGCGAGGUCUCUGAUGGGGUGAUGGACAACAAGAUGGUUCACUAUAUCACCACCCACGCUGACAAGAUCGAGUCCAUCCAUUUCUCGGACCAAUUUUCUGGUCCAAAAGUUAUGCAAGAGGAGGGUCAGCCCUUAAAGCUGCCUGAGACAAAGAAGACUCUGCUGUUUACAUUUAAUGUGCCUGGUAUGGGCAACACUUCUCCCAAAGACAUGGAUGCUCUGCUUCCUCUCAUGAAUAUGGUGAUCUACAGCAUCGACAAAGUCAAGAAGCUCCGUCUCAACAGAGAGGGAAAACAGAAAGCUGACAGAAACCGGGCGCGUGUGGAGGAGAACUUCCUGAAGCAGACACACGCUCAGCGCCAGGAGGCAGCCCAGACCCGCCGGGAGGAGAAGAAGCGAGCUGAGAAGGAGAGGAUCAUGAACGAGGAGGACCCGGAUAGGCAGCGUCGGCUCGAGGAAGCGGCCCAACGUCGCGAACAAAAGAAGAUAGAAAAGAAGCAGAUGAAGAUGAAACAGAUCAAAGUGAAAGCGAUGUGAGCAGAUACGAGCAGCUCGUGGAUAAAGAUACAGAUGUUUGGGCUCGGUUUUCUCUUCCACAAUCUGCAGCUCGCAGUGUCUCCAGCCGUAAGCCGACCUCUGUCUCCGAGUGUGUCCCACGUAACCGUAUUUGUCUCGACCUGAUCUGUUUGGUGUUGGCUCAGCUUUAACAGUGAGCGAGCUUCGAGUCUCAUGAAACUGGGGAUUUUUCUCUCAUGGAAUGCCACUACAAAUCACACCAAGUUUGUUUGUUUCGGGCACAUUUUGUCGCUCACUGAGCUUUUUAAAUUGAAUAUACGCAUAGAGUUAAGGAACACAUUAUUUGAUGCGUUAAAGCCAUCAUUUUAAAA
Messenger RNA from Thalassophryne amazonica, 1942 nucleotides. RefSeq names its product coiled-coil domain containing 47 (gene ccdc47). The record is from RefSeq and is a predicted model, not a curated record. Gene Ontology annotation, molecular function: calcium ion binding. The coding region runs from base 117 to 1592 and encodes 491 amino acids. NCBI's taxonomy places the organism in Eukaryota, Metazoa, Chordata, Actinopteri, Batrachoidiformes, Batrachoididae. Gene Ontology annotation, cellular component: endoplasmic reticulum. Gene Ontology annotation, biological process: endoplasmic reticulum calcium ion homeostasis. The transcript has 13 exons.